Messenger RNA from Erinaceus europaeus (western European hedgehog), 742 nucleotides. It is a transcript of the gene PFDN6, whose product is annotated as prefoldin subunit 6. Gene Ontology annotation, molecular function: protein-folding chaperone binding. Gene Ontology annotation, biological process: protein folding; chaperone-mediated protein complex assembly. The record is from RefSeq and is a predicted model, not a curated record. Lineage: Eukaryota; Metazoa; Chordata; Mammalia; Eulipotyphla; Erinaceidae. Gene Ontology annotation, cellular component: prefoldin complex; cytoplasm. The transcript is spliced from 4 exons. The coding region runs from base 250 to 639 and encodes 129 amino acids.
AUGAAUACUGUAGGGAGAACGUGAGUAGGAAGAGCUUCGGUUGAGGGCUUCGGGGUCUCCUGUGGCCCCUCCACUCGCUGGGGUCGAGAUAGAGUUGAUAUCCCGGACUCGGAGAGGCAGCAGUGUCUCUUGAGGCCACCUCUGAAGAGCGCUGUCCUUUCCACAGGCCAGAGCGGAGAGCUCGUGGGUCUUUCAGAGUGUGAGACCCCCUUGCCCUUCUCCGGCUCACCGCAGGCAUUCGUCCCCGCCAUGGCUGAACUGAUCCAGAAAAAGCUACAGGGAGAAGUGGAGAAAUACCAACAGCUACAGAAAGACUUGAGUAAAUCCAUGUCAGGGCGGCAGAAGCUUGAAGCACAACUAACAGAAAAUAAUAUCGUGAAGGAGGAACUGGCCCUGCUGGAUGGGUCCAAUGUGGUCUUCAAACUUCUGGGCCCAGUGUUAGUCAAACAGGAGCUGGGGGAGGCUCGAGCCACAGUGGGGAAGAGGCUGGACUACAUCACAGCAGAAAUUAAGCGAUAUGAAUCUCAACUCCGGGACCUCGAGAGGCAAUCAGAACAGCAGAGGGAGACCCUUGCUCAACUGCAGCAGGAGUUUCAGCGGGCCCAGGCUGCAAAGGCAGGGGCUCCUGGGAAGGCCUGACCUGGUGGUAGGGGGAAGGGCAGGUGAGGGAAUGAGGCAGCUCUAGGGUCUAUACUGUAGCUAAUAAAAGUAUGGAAACAACUGGCUGUUUUCUGACCAGCCA